AUGGUCAAAAACGGGUCAUGGUCAGACGGCAAAGGUCGUAUAAUAUAUGAUAAGCUCAUUCUCGACACAACCUGCAAACAUUUCCCAGGCAUUCCGAGAGAUCUAAUCGCGUUGCAGACCAAUCAACUCGACGUUUGUGGUGGUUACUAUGUUGACAUCACGGCUGAAAUAUGGGAGGAUGUUGUCGACUUGCUUAACGUAGUCGAGGUAACCCGUGCACAAAUAACGUUGCCCGUUCCACCGCCGCUCUAUGCUAUUCCAUCGCCUGACAAUCAACCAGCGCCAAAUCAGGUUCACAGCUCGAACGAUGACAAAAUCACGAUCAAAGUCGUUUUUCCAUUUGGCGAGAUCCGGUCUGCCAAGAUCUCGAGGACAGUACGGGUGGACGAACUCCUUGCCGAGGCUGGUGAUAUAUUGGGACGUCCUCCCACCAGUAUCAAGGCAGUCUGGGAUGGGUCGAUAAUGCGCGAGGACCGGAGUAUCGGAUCGUACAGCAUCGAGGAUGGUGACUCCAUCAAUCUUCAGGCGGGGCCAUUGUCUUUUGCAAAGCCAGUCAUUUAUCUGCACUCGCCCUCCGAUAUCGAUGUCUCUGUCAAGCUCUCCCUCAUUCCGGAGUGGAGCCUCUCUGUCAUCUAUCCCGUUGUUCCCAUGGAUGAGUAUAGACAGCAUUUGGAAUGGAACGUCCGUACCCACAAAGAUGGGAGUCUGACUGAACAUAAUUCCGGUCUACACGUGUCAUACUUGUUCUGGGAGGCAGAACCGCCACCAGCGGAUACAUUCCAUCCAAUAACCAGCAGUCUCGAUGAUACGGAUUCAAUUGUCAUCCCAGCAGACAAAGCCACUGUUUACUUCGAUAAAUCGCUCAAGGUUUUGGGACUUCACACCGAAGCUAGAACAUCAUUCAUAACCUACUGGCUACCGUCUAUCCUUAAGCACGAAUAUAUUGCCCUCCGAUUCGUCCCUCAAGUGGCAUACGAACGCGUCGCUUCUUUAAGCAUUUCUCCGCAGCCUGACAUCGUGACUCGCGUAUGCAUGUUGUUCAAAGGUGUCUGUAAGAAGCACCUAGCAAAUUGGCCUAAUGCACAAAUGCAAGCAGAGAACGACGUUGCUUGGUGGGUGGACGUAGUUGGAGUUGAUCCUACAAGAGCUGGUGAUGUGACCUUGUUCAGGGUGUUGAAAUGUGGCGGGGUGGAGGUUCUCAUUUGA
Suillus discolor is the source of this 1206-nucleotide messenger RNA. RefSeq lists its product as uncharacterized. Gene Ontology annotation, molecular function: protein binding. Lineage: Eukaryota; Fungi; Basidiomycota; Agaricomycetes; Boletales; Suillaceae. The coding region runs from base 1 to 1206 and encodes 401 amino acids. The record is from RefSeq and is a predicted model, not a curated record. The transcript has 5 exons.